AUGCCUCGGUCCAAGAUAAAAGCAAAAGGCAGAAAGUGCAGAGCCACGGACUCCAGCUUCCAAGGUAGUAUCAGCAGCGCUGGCGUAGAAGACCUGCCGGUUCACACUAACGCCACCGAAGCUACAGGCAGAAACCAUCUCACCCUACAAGAAGAAGCACGCAACACAGAGGGCCGCAACUCAAGGCGAACCAAUGUUUCUCUUCGCUACCAAGCCGUACUGUUCGUCAGCGCAGGAAGCAUACAACCUGACGAAGACCCGAACACGCGGUCUCCGGAACUCCCAGAUGAAACUCAGGGCCUGCAAGCAAAAAAGCCAUGUGAGGCAGCUACAACCCCAAGCUCAUCACUGGAAAUCCAACAUUGCCGAAGUCAUACAGGAUCAUCAGACGAAGACGUUGCAACGACAGCCAAGUCGGCCAUGACAGACUGUGAUCCGUGCCUACUCAACCCUGAAGAUUCCAGCGAAGAUGAGGUAGUAUUUCCAGGGCGCCAGAAUCAGUCCAACCAGUGGUAUACCCUCGAAAAUGGAGGGUCAUCCCACACCGCGCCCACUUCCGCAGACACGGACAGGCCCAUCAAGGAAACGCGGACCAACUGUUUGCUUGAUGUGCGCCUGGGGAAAAGGUCGUCGAUACAACUUGGCAUGGUGGCCGGGGGUUUGCCGGUCGAACAGGGAUUGGGUGAUUGCUCAGAUUACAUUGAUAUCAGGUCCAACAGGGCGGAAUCCAAGAAGAAGACGACGAAGCAUUACAUAUCCGAAGAGGAGGCUAUACUAGCUGACUAUAUCGCCAACAUGGAUGAUGAGUAUGUGAUGCUGCACGAUAGACAAACUAAGAUGACAUCUCGCGAGGUGGAUUGCAUUAUACAGACGCGUGAUUUUUCACCUUCCAGCAUUAGGAGUGCCGGACUUGCCGACGAGGAGAAAGUAUCCCAUGAUGAGAUCGUCCGCCAGCGGUCCUCGCAGGAGGGCAUUGACAUAGCAGAAUGUAUGCAAAACUCGUCAACUAUCGGAGAUACGAACGGACUCGAUCGGGAAGGCGUUCAAUUGAUUACCACGCCGAUCGACACGGCUGCCGAGAACGCCGAUGAGAGAACGGAAAGAGCGGUCCCAUCGGACGCUUCCUCUGACCUAGGUACCACCGACAGCAGAGAGUGGGAGACCGGCGAUUAUCAUUCACAUACAGAAAGAAGGCUAAAUGAAGAAGAAAGCUUGAUUGCAUCGGCUACUGCGUUUGCCGACGCGCUAGAUCUCGAUCCCUACUAUGGUUUUGAUAUUAUGGAUUUUAACCGGCCAAGCUUGAAGAAGAAAGCAAAGGGGAAGGGGCACGCCUUUGAUGCAGCUGUAUUCGAAAGUGACUUGGAGGCGGAACUUCUCAGCGCAUGGCAAACCGAUCGAGCCAAAAAGAGGUUGAGAAAGCAGCAAAGAGAGAAACUUCGCUCAGAAGGCUUGCUUGGCCGACGAAGCGGCGAACCAGAUCUCAGAGUCAAGUACGCGAAAGGAAUGGACAUGGUUGAACUGAAGACGGAAAUUCGACUUUUUCUGCUAUCCACAAAAAAGAGCCUGGUUCUCCCUCCUAUGGCGAAGCAACAACGAAAAUUGGUGCAUGAAUUGGCAAAUUCAAUGGAUCUGAAUUCUAAAUCACGUGGCAAAGGAUCGAGCCGCUUCCCAAUCUUAAAUAAGACAUCCCGAACUCCUGGUUUCACUCAGCAGAACAUUCCUCAAUUGGACCGCAUGCUAUCUAAGGGUGGGUUUGUCCAGCGAGACUUUAGGUCCGGGGGGCACCAGGCGAUAAGAUCAGCCAAGUCUCGACGCGGACGCCCCGACGCAUCGGCAUCAUAUAUGGAUGGUGAAGUCGUUGGUGCUUCUGCGCCAGAGAUCGGCGCAGGAAACAGAGGAAGAGCCAUGCUUGAAAAAAUGGGUUGGAGCAUCGGCACCCCCCUGGGUGCUAGUAACAACAAGGGUAUCCUACAGCCGGUUGUGCAUGUCGUCAAGAACUCUAGAACCGGCCUUGGCUAGACUGAUAUGUACUGUACACAGAUGGCUGGACGAGCUUUGCUUCUCAAGCCGGUUGCCUAUGACCCAGGUUGUAUAAAAUCUGUUUUUGUACUGUAGUUCAUAAUGG
Aspergillus saccharolyticus JOP 1030-1 is the source of this 2125-nucleotide messenger RNA. RefSeq names its product putative R3H and G-patch domain protein. The transcript is spliced from 3 exons. The coding region runs from base 1 to 2019 and encodes 672 amino acids. NCBI's taxonomy places the organism in Eukaryota, Fungi, Ascomycota, Eurotiomycetes, Eurotiales, Aspergillaceae. The record is from RefSeq and is a predicted model, not a curated record. Gene Ontology annotation, molecular function: nucleic acid binding.